AAGACUCAACAGACGAACUUCAUCUGAGAGUGACCUUUGACCUUUGACCUUCGACAUGUCUGAUAAACCCACCCAGAAGAACAGGGGGCGCUACAACAAUCCGGUGGCGAAUCAGAACUUCGAUGACAAUGUUGAGGAUUUACCUGAGUACGAGACUUUUGAGGACGACUUCAAACCCAGAGGCUUCGGCCCUGCAGACGGGUCUCUGACGGUGCACAAAGUGGACAUGCUCCAGGAGAGUAACAUGCCCGUGCACUUCACCUACGCCUUCGACAUUGGCAGCCUGGUGGUCCGCCGCGGGCAGCAGUUCAUGAUGCAGGUCACCUUCGACCGCGAGCCGGCGCCGAGCGACGACUUCCAGGUCGAGUUCCUCAUCGGUACUGACCCAUCAGCCAGUAAGGGCUCCCUGAUGGUGGUGACUUUCGGCCAGCGUAAGGGCGGCCCGUGGGCCGGCGAGGUUCUGGAGCGGCGUGGCGAAACUCUGGUUCUGGGCGUCACGCCGACGGCCAACGCCAUCGUGGGGAAGUUCCGUACGUACGUGGCGGUGGUGGUGCCCCACGGCAUCCAGAGGACCAAGAGGAACACCAAGACCGACAUGUACCUGCUGUUCAACCCCUGGUGUCAAGAGGACGCGGUGUUCCUGGGCAACGAGGCGGAGCGGCACGAGUACGUCCUGAACGACUCGGGGAACAUCUACCAGGGCUCCCUGGACUCAGUGGUGAACCGCGACUGGAUGUAUGGACAGUUCGAGCUCGGCGUGCUGGACGCCUGCAUCCACAUCCUGGACGCGUCCCGGAUGCCGAUCACUGACCGAGGCAACGUCAUCACGGUGGUCCGGAAGGGGUCGGCCAUGAUUAACUCCCAGGACGAUAGUGGCGUGCUGGUGGGGAACUGGAGCGACGACUACUCCCUGGGCCAGUCCCCGACGUCCUGGACCGGCAGCACCAAGAUCCUGCUGCAGUACGCCAACACCGGCGUCUCCGUGUCCUUCGCCCAGUGCUGGGUGUUCGCCGGAGUCUUCAACACCUUCCUGCGCGCCCUCGGCAUCCCGUCCCGGGUGGUCACUAACUUCAACUCGGCUCACGACAACACGGGCAACCUGAAGACCGACCUCAUCUUCAAGGAGGACGGCUCGCCGGACAUACGCAACACCAGGGACUCCAUCUGGAACUACCACUGCUGGAACGAGAUCUGGUGCACCAGGAAGGACCUGCCCGCCGGCUUCGGGGGCUGGCAGGUGGUGGACGCCACGCCUCAGGAGACCAGCGACGGUCACUACCGCUGUGGUCCCGCCUCACUCAAAGCGAUCAAAGAAGGAGUUCUGUGUCACCCGUACGACGCCGGCUUCGUGUUCGCUGAGGUGAACAGCGACGUGGUGUUCCACAAGAGGGACCGCUACGGCACGCUGACCCCGUACCGCGUGGAGACGGCCCUCAUCGGCCUGGCGGUCUACACCAAGGGGCUGGGGGGGGAGCACCCGGUGGACGUGACCUUCAACUACAAGUACCCUGAAGGCAGCCCUCAGGACGAGGCCACCAUGAAGCAGGCUGAGGAGUACGGCUGUGCCAGAGACCACUCGGAGAUCCCCGACAACCCGCUGACUGUCUCACUGCACGCCGAGCGGGUGCUGCUGGGCGAUGACGUGUCCCUGCAGGUGAGCUUCACCUACAGCGGCCCCGGUGAGCGCGAGGUGAAGGUGCACCUGGAGGGCUCCGUGGUGUUCUACACCGGCGUCACGGCCAGCCGCUUCAAGAACCACCAGUUCACCGUCACGGCGCCGGGCGGCCAGACGGUCACAGAGGUCAUCCGGAUCCCGGGUCAGGAGUAUUUUCCUCACCUGGGCUCUCAGGUCAGUCUGAAGUUCAUCGUCUCCGGAAAGUCGGAGGACCACACGGUGACGGCCAUCAAGGUCAUCAACCUACUGACCCCCAGGCUCACUGUGCAGCUGAGUGGGCGGUCCCGUGUGCGUCACAUGAUGUACAUGACCGUGUCCUUCACCAACCCCUUCAACUUCUCCCUGGGCAACGUGUACAUGGCCAUGGAAGGUCCCGGAAUGAUGAGCUACAGGAUGCGCUACUACAGCAUCAUUGAGCCUCAGGGUUCCAUCUCCUGGACGGAGGCCUUCAGGCCUCGGCUGAUGGGGAACCGCACCCUGGUGGCAGUGAUGGACUGCAACAACCUUCGCCAGGUGAUGGGAGUGGCUCACGUCAGCAUCACAGCCUGAGAGGCUGAUUGGUCCACAGAGCUGCUACACCCGCCCCCUUGUCAUUUCCGCCUGUCCGCCAAUCACAGCAGCUAGAAACGAGGGGGCGGAGCCAAACCAACAGCGCAAAUCUUCGAUUUCUUCUUAAAUUUCUUUCAGGAAACCAAUUACAUAAAACAAUAAUUAAUUGAUGUUUUCUCCUCUGCUGAUGGAUAUUUGUGAUUCUUUAAAGAUAAAUUCAAAUAAAACCUUGUUAAGAAAUAAAAGACUUUUUACAGGUCCAGUCGUUAAUAGACAAUAAAUCUAGUUUUAAGGAUUGUUUAUCACGUUCAUUUACAUAGAUUAAAUAAACGCUGUUCUUGAUAAGCAGAAUAUGAAAUAUUGAUCCAUCAGAACAUCAAACCUGUUUAAUCUCCAGUUUUUAAUGUCAAUGAAUGUGAUUUUAAUAAUUUUCUUAUUAAUGCAAAAUUCUUUCUACUCAAUAAAAGCUUUUUCAAACCCACAAA
Messenger RNA from Pseudoliparis swirei, 2709 nucleotides. Its product is annotated as coagulation factor XIII A chain-like. The record is from RefSeq and is a predicted model, not a curated record. The coding region runs from base 56 to 2224 and encodes 722 amino acids. The transcript is spliced from 18 exons. Gene Ontology annotation, molecular function: protein-glutamine gamma-glutamyltransferase activity. Lineage: Eukaryota; Metazoa; Chordata; Actinopteri; Perciformes; Liparidae. Gene Ontology annotation, biological process: blood coagulation, fibrin clot formation; peptide cross-linking.